Meloidogyne enterolobii is the source of this 1056-nucleotide messenger RNA. Lineage: Eukaryota; Metazoa; Nematoda; Chromadorea; Rhabditida; Meloidogynidae. The record is from the annotation of a GenBank genome assembly.
CUUCAACAAAAACAAAUGUUAAAGCUUUUUGAAUGGCUUCGAAAUUUGACUCCUUUACAAAGAGAAAAAGUGCUUUGCUUCUUGGCUAUAGGUUUUAAGCGUUAUGCCGCUCAAUUUAUUAAUGGAUUAGAAGAGAGGCACACAAAUAGAAAAAAUCAUCGAAAUAUUUCAACUAAACAUAACAAUUUAUCAAUUUAUUUGGCACUUCAAUUAAAGAAAAAUGCUUUCCUUUUUUCUUCUCAACAAAAAAUCUUGCCUCGUUCGCCUCCUUUUAAUUGCCCAAAAUGUGGAUUUUCUUCGAGAAGGUUACGCCCAGUUAUGAGACAUUUAUGUACGAGACGUGCACAUGAAUAUAAAAAUGUUAUUCAUACAGCUACUUUGGGUUUUCGAAGUCGUUGCCGUGAUGCUUUGGCAAUUAUGGAACGUAUUCCCUAUCCACAAAGAAUUAAAUAUUUGGAAAACGAUGAAAAGGAAAAAGAAUUGUUUUUACUAGUUUCUAAUAAAUUAAAGCAACCAAAGACGCUUCGAGAAAUUGCCGGAAAUUUUGUCCACAAUUUGUUUGGCUUGGAUAACACUAAUUGCAUUUUUGUUGAAACAAAUUCAUUUUGGUGUCAGGGAAAAGUAUCUUUAUCUUCAUUGACAACUUCAACGACAGAAGAAGAUGUGGAAAAGGAGGGAAACGAAAAGGAAGUGGAAAAGGAUGAAGGAAAUGAAGAAGAACAUAUUGGGGUUGAGGGAGGAAAGGAAAUGGAAGAAGAAAGGAGGGAGGAAGAGAAGGAAGAUAUAAAUGAAGCAAGGGAGGAGGAAGGAAUGGAAGUAGUAAAUGAAGAAGGGAAGGAAGAAGCAAAGUUUGGAAACGAAAAUAAUGAAAAAGAAAAACAACAAAAUCCUAAAACCUAUUCUGAUGGAAAUGCUUAUUUUUGUCGAAUGUGUGCUCAUCUAUUUGGUCAAAAAAGUGAUUGGACUAGUCAUUUAUGUAAUAAUAAAUACUUGAAAAAUGAUGAAGAAAAAGAACCUUUGGAAAUUCAGGUAAAGGAGGGGCUAAUUCUGAUUUAA